This is a messenger RNA of Onychomys torridus (southern grasshopper mouse), 5286 nucleotides long. RefSeq names its product ETS variant transcription factor 3 (gene Etv3). Gene Ontology annotation, molecular function: sequence-specific DNA binding; DNA-binding transcription factor activity, RNA polymerase II-specific. NCBI's taxonomy places the organism in Eukaryota, Metazoa, Chordata, Mammalia, Rodentia, Cricetidae. Gene Ontology annotation, biological process: cell differentiation; regulation of transcription by RNA polymerase II. The record is from RefSeq and is a predicted model, not a curated record. The transcript is spliced from 5 exons. Gene Ontology annotation, cellular component: nucleus. Bases 251 to 1927 code for a protein of 558 amino acids.
GAGCCUUGGGGGAAAUCGGUGUUUUCUUCUCCCCCAUCAUCACGGAAACGGGAGAGGAAGCUUCUGCCCAGCCCCGGUGCCUUGUUACUGUGUAUAUCCUGUGUGUGCCAGCGUCUGUCUGUUGCCUCCUUCCUUGAGCCAUUUAUCAGCUCCUUGGUCCCUUGUGUUCCUGAGGACUGAAACUUACUGUUCUCCUUCAUGUGUAUGUCGGGAAAGAAAAUGCAGACCAUCUAGAGGAAUGCUAGGUUAGAUGAAAUUUCCAAGAUUAGCAAUUUGUCCCACCCCACCCUGGGGCCUCUGGAGCACCUGCGUUUGCUCCAGACCUGCUCUUGUCCGUGCAGAGGGCCUGUCGUCCACCUGCGGAGUGACAGACAGGAGGGCGAAAAUGAAAGCAGGCUGUAGCAUCGUGGAAAAGCCAGAAGGAGGUGGAGGGUAUCAGUUUCCCGAUUGGGCCUACAAAACCGAGUCGUCGCCAGGCUCCCGGCAGAUCCAGCUGUGGCACUUCAUCCUGGAACUGCUGCAGAAGGAAGAGUUCCGCCAUGUCAUCGCCUGGCAGCAGGGAGAGUAUGGGGAGUUCGUCAUCAAGGACCCAGAUGAAGUGGCUCGCCUCUGGGGCCGCAGGAAGUGCAAGCCACAGAUGAACUAUGACAAGCUGAGCCGGGCCCUCAGAUACUAUUACAACAAGAGGAUCCUUCAUAAAACAAAAGGGAAAAGGUUUACUUACAAAUUUAACUUCAACAAGCUGGUGAUGCCCAACUACCCUUUCAUCAACAUUCGCUCAAGUGGUGUGGUUCCUCAGAGUGCCCCACCAGUGCCAACAGCCUCUUCCCGGUUCCAUUUCCCACCUCUAGACACGCAUUCUCCUACUGGGGAUGUGCAGCCAGGGCGCUUCUCUGCUAGCUCCUUGAGUGCUUCUGGAGCUGAGUCCGGUGGUCCCACAGAUAGAAAGGUGGAGCCUUCAGACCUAGAAGAUGGCUCGGCCUCUGACUGGCACCGGAGCAUGGAUUUCAUGCCCUCUCGAAAUGCUCUUGGUGGAGGAGGGAUUGGCCACCAGAAACGCAAGCCUGACAUAAUGCUUCCUCUCUUCACUCGGCCAGCAAUGUACCCUGACCCCCACAGUCCCUUCGCUCUCUCUCCAGUCCCUGGUCGUGGAGGUGUCCUCAAUGUCCCCAUUUCACCAGCCCUGUCCCUAACUCCCACCAUGUUCUCCUAUAGUCCUUCCCCAGGCCUGAGCCCCUUCACCACCAGCAGCUGCUUCUCCUUCAACCCAGAGGAAAUGAAACACUACCUUCAUUCUCAAGCCUGUUCUGUGUUCAACUACCAUCUGAGUCCUCGGACUUUUCCCCGCUACCCAGGGCUCAUGGUCCCACCGCUGCAGUGCCAAAUGCAUCCUGAGGAGUCUUCCCAGUUCUCUAUCAAACUGCAGCCCCCACCAGCUGGACGGAAGAACCGAGAGAGGGUGGAAAACAGUGAGGAGUCCACACGUGGCUCUGAACCAAGCAGUGCACCUAUUCCCUCUCGAAUUAAGGUGGAGCCCACCUCUGAGAAGGAUCCCGAGAGCCUCAGGCAACUGACCCACAAAAAGGAGGAGCACUCCCAAGAAGUGGGCACUAUGCGGACCAGGACCAUAGAAGAGGGGAAAGGCACAGUGUUUGCCCACCCCUCACCCACCUGGCCCUCUGUAUCCAUUAGCACCCCCAGUGAUGAGCCCCUAGAGGGGACUGAAGACAGUGAGGACAGGUCUGGCAAGGAGUCCAUUGUACCUGAGAAGAAAGAAGAUGCCCUGAUGCCCCCCAAGCUUCGAUUGAAGAGGCGGUGGAAUGAUGGCCCUGAAGCCCGGGAGUUAAGUAAGACCGGCAAGUUCCUCUGGAAUGGGGCAGGACCCCAGGGCCUGGCUACAGCGGCCGCCGCUGCUGCUGAUGCUUAAAACCACAGUGGCAGGGAAGCUGUUCAUACUACAGUCAGAUACACGUAUUUAUGUAGCAAGAUGCUGGGGUGGGAGGCGGGGCUAAGCUGGUUUGGUAAUUCUGGGGCAUGGACUUGAACUUUUUUGUUGGAUGGGACAAGUGUCUUGUGUUGUAAAUUAAGUGGGGUAUGAACACACUUUUUUUCUUGGUGAGUAGGAUGUAGGGAGGGUAUUGAACUGUGGGGGAAGGAGCCUGUUUAAGACUCAUGCUGCCUGACAAGCUCCAUAAGAGCCCACUUUGUAGUCCCGUUACAGUUCAGGACCCAUAGUGUUUCCUGUUGCAUUUAUACAUACAGAAAGCCAGUAGUGGGGUGUUUUGCUUUGAGAGAGAGAGAUAAGGGGAGAAGGCUAGAAGGUUGGGUGGGAAGUAACAAUACUAAGCAUGUUAGCCUGGGACACUUACUUCAGGAGAGAACAAAGACAGUGGCAGGCCUAUUGGAGUGGGGACAAUUAGGUGAUGUUCUCUACUCUCCCUUCCCCCUUGUGGAGCACACGUACUCUCUCCCACACUCACUCACUCACACACACACACACCCCACAUGCAUUUUCCCCCUUUUUAGAAAACGUUUUCAAGACACUUGAGUGUACUGCCAGUUACAAUGGGCAGGGCGGGCACAGGACCACCUGGCCCUCAACCUCAGAGUUGAUGUGGGAAGGAAGUCCUGCUGUAAGCCCCUUGACCUGUCGCCUACUUCACCUAUUCAAAAGCCAUGAGGAGUUGUCAACUCUCGAUCAGGGAAGAAAGAAGGGCGGGAGGAAGGAACCCAAUGCCUUUAAAAACAAAACAAAUGACAGAAAUGGUCUUCAUUUUUCUUUUUCCAUUGUGGGUUUGGGAAACCAUGCCAAGUGUGACUGAGCAAGUUUUAUGAGGAGCAGGAUAGCACCGUUGACGAUGUUUUUCUGUUGUGUCUGGUUGUAUUACUGUUUAAGUCAAGCCUUAACUAUGAACAUGCUUUAAGAUGAUACGGGUCUGUCAACAUAAACCUGUAAAGGGCAUGGAUACUGUUCAGAUAACCCAGGAGUGUUGAGGCGUAGUUGAAGUCCUGUGAUAGUUAUUCCCUCUGAUGUUCCAGGCUGGGUGGAAAGGGCAAGAUUGUGAGACUGAAAGGCAGAUAGAUGAUGAUUGAUAAACACGGAGGAGCUGAGAACAAGUGUUGUUGAAACUGAAGAAAGAGCUAGGAAGGUGGUGACCAGAUGUCUGUUAACCCAAAGUCACCAGAUGCCAGGAGACCUGGGGAGGGAAAGAGCUGAUAUCUGCUGCCCUGUGGUGGUGGUGCCAUCUUUGUGAGCCCCUUUGCCCAGCUUGUUCUGAUCAGUUGACGAUCCACAAAAUACAGUUUACAGACGGGAGUCAUUUCUUUGUGGGAAAUUCCCUUACAGCAACUUCAAAGGAAUUGGAAGAUGCUGAUCUUAUGUGAAAUGAACUAUUAGCACUAGGGGCAGAGAGAGCAGCAACAGCCAGCGUCCUCUGUGCACACAUGUGCAUAGAAUGACUACUGGGGUGUCAGUGAUUCCUGACUCCACCACCUUAGCCUAGUUGAAAAUCCUCUAUACCAGGUAACUCUAGUGUUGUCUUUUGAUGGUGGGUGUUCGGUUUUCUUUAACUGAAGUGUAUUCACAAAGGAGCUCAGGAGACAUUAGCUGACUUGGGAUGACUUGAGGCCAUCGUUGCUAUUGCUUGAUGAGUGUCCUGUCACUUGGUCCAGAUUCCAUACAUGAGUGACUGUCUUUCCCCAGGAAAGGGGCCGAGUGGUCUCUGGUGACCCACACUUUGGUCGGGCGGGCCACGAAAGACUCACCACUCCAGCUGCCCCUGGCGGCUGUGUUUGGUCAGUUUCCUUCUCUCACCCUGACUUACCUCUGAACCUGAAGCAAGCCCAGCAGCUAGAGGAGGGCUCUCUGCUUGGUGUUGCCCACGGAGGCCAGCUGGCCACCAGUGUCUAGAGGGGCCGGCCAGUGAGUGUCGGUGUGAACUCAGGAAUAGAAAUAUGGGGCCUUUAAGAUGAGAGGAGGAAAAUCCACGAUGCAUACCUGUAAUCCCUAAAACCCAAGUGCCGGAAUUAACCCCUAGAUGCUGCUUCCAUUUGCAUAGUCGCUGUUUUUACACUUGAAAACACAUUCAGAAUGUCGAACUCCAUGAAAAGUGCUUUUGGACUUGCACAAAACCAUGCUGUUUGUCUCCUUCAAUCGCCAUUCCGCCAGGAAUCUGGGGUGAUUGGCACUGCACGUGGUUGGAGUUUGGGUCUGGGGAAGGGUCUGUCUACAGAGCAGAACUUGGGCUUGCUCAGGAAGUGGACCGGGAAAUGUAGCCAUCAGUGAUACUUCCUGGGGCAAAGGAAUGAGAAUUUUGUUCUCUUCCCAGCCCCCUCCUGGCAGUUCCUGCCUCCGGCCUGGUAUGAGACAAGGUGGUUGCCUUCCUUCUGACAGUGGGGAAGGGGGUGAAAGCUGGACCUGCUUCUCUCCCUCGUCUGUUUUUCCUUCUAGAUUUUGUUGUGCCAAAUGUGUAAAACUUUGUAGGUGUAUCUAUUGAAAUUUCACUAAUCAAGAGCUUGUUCAUUUAAACAGUUUGCUUUUUUAGCUGUAGAAAAAGUAGCAAAUUCUCAGGGGCAUCAGCCUUGCUGAGCUCGCCUUUUUUUUUCCUGAAGUAAAAUAGAGACAGACAGACAGUCCGUCUCCCCUAGGUGUCAGGCUGCACUGCAUUAAACCCAGCUCAGUAAUACAGGGAACCCUAGUGACCCGCAGGCCAAGGAACUUCCAGAAGCAUUAAAAAAAAAAAAAAAAGAAAAAGAAAAAAAAAAAAUUCUAUUCCACUGCCAAGUGGGUGGUCAUUUAGCUGUUCGUCCCUUGUUUUUUAUUUAUUCCACAAUUAUGUUUGUGCUUUUUCUUGUGUAAACGAUAGUGAGGCGUAUGUUUUUAUGUGGCUUUAGAGAAAACUUCAAUCUUCAAAGAACUGUUCCAAUUAGUUUCUUCUUGGAAAAAGUUUUGCGUUAAUUUGUUUCAAAAUACUUAGGCAUUCUUUGAAUUAUAAACUUGUGAUGCAGGGAUUUGUGAAUGAGACGUUCACAUGUGAAGAUAAAUGACUUCACUAGACAUCUGUAUAAGCAGAAUAAGAUGUGUAUAUGUACAUAAAUUAUAAGAAACCUGAACACCAUUGUGCAGUGCCUUUUAGAUGUUCUGCUUUCUAAAGUCUUCAAAUUUUUGCAUAUAUAUUAUAUAUAUGAUGUAAUGUUAUAGAAAUAUAUGUAUAAUAUACAUAUUUUUUCCAGGGGUAUCUGAUAGCUCUGUAUUUUGUUAUGGAAGUCGAAAGAAAAAAAAGUAUU